This is a messenger RNA of Xylaria bambusicola, 1302 nucleotides long. RefSeq names its product ATP-dependent RNA helicase SUB2. The record is from RefSeq and is a predicted model, not a curated record. The transcript is spliced from 5 exons. NCBI's taxonomy places the organism in Eukaryota, Fungi, Ascomycota, Sordariomycetes, Xylariales, Xylariaceae. Bases 1 to 1302 code for a protein of 433 amino acids. Gene Ontology annotation, biological process: mRNA splicing, via spliceosome; mRNA export from nucleus. Gene Ontology annotation, molecular function: RNA binding; RNA helicase activity; ATP binding.
AUGUCUGCCGAGGAGGAUCUGAUCGACUACUCGGAUGAGGAGCUGGCCACCAACGACACCGCGCCUGCUAACGGCAAGAAGGCAGAUGCUGCCCAGUCCGGCAACAAUGUCGACAAGAAGGCUUCCUAUGUCGGCAUCCACUCCACUGGUUUCCGUGACUUCCUACUGAAGCCCGAGCUUGUUCGGGCCAUCGCCGAUUGCGGAUUCGAGCAUCCUUCGGAGGUCCAACAGACCUGUAUUCCCCAAGCUCUUCUUGGUGGUGAUAUUAUCUGCCAAGCCAAAUCUGGUCUAGGAAAGACCGCCGUCUUCGUUUUGACAACCCUCCAACAAGUCGAGCCGGUUGCUGGCGAGUGUUCAGUCUUGGUGAUGUGCCACACCCGAGAGCUGGCCUUCCAGAUUCGUAACGAGUACAACCGUUUUAGCAAGUACAUGCCGGAUAUCAAGACGGGUGUAUUCUACGGUGGUACGCCUAUACAGAAGGAUGCCGAGAUCCUCAAGAACAAGGAGACUCACCCACACAUCAUUGUGGGUACGCCCGGUCGUCUGAACGCCCUGAUCCGGGACAAGUUCCUUCGUCUUGGAAGUGUUAGAAUCUUCGUCCUAGAUGAAUGUGAUAAGAUGCUUGACGCCAUCGAUAUGCGCCGUGAUGUGCAGGAGAUCUUUCGAUCAACCCCAACCCAGAAACAAGUUAUGAUGUUCAGCGCUACUCUGUCUGAUGACAUCAAACCCAUCUGCCGCAAAUUCAUGCAGAACCCCACGGAACAUUAUGUCGACGAAGACACCAAGUUGACACUGCACGGUCUUCAGCAAUACUAUCUCAAGCUCGAGGAGAAAGAAAAGAAUCGAAAGCUGAACGAGCUUCUUGACGAGCUGCAAUUCAACCAAGUCAUCAUCUUCGUCAAGAGCACUGUUCGUGCCACUGAACUUGACAAACUGCUCCGAGAGUGCAACUUCCCAUCCAUCGCAGUGCAUUCUGGCGUGAGUCAGGAGGAACGUAUCAAACGGUACAAGGAGUUCAAAGAGUUCAACAAGCGAAUUUGCGUUGCAACCGACGUCUUUGGUCGUGGUAUCGAUAUUGAACGUAUCAACCUAGCUAUCAACUACGAUCUUCCCGCGGAUGCUGACUCUUACCUGCACCGUGUCGGACGUGCUGGCCGUUUUGGUACCAAGGGUCUCGCGAUAUCUUUUGUGAGCACCGAUGCAGACCAGGAGGUUCUCAAAGCCAUUGAGAAGCGAUUUGAAGUGGCUCUACCUGAAUUUCCCAAGGAUGGCAUCGAUGCCAGCACCUAUAUGGCAUCGUAA